This is a messenger RNA of Zophobas morio, 642 nucleotides long. RefSeq names its product ecdysteroid-phosphate phosphatase-like. Lineage: Eukaryota; Metazoa; Arthropoda; Insecta; Coleoptera; Tenebrionidae. The record is from RefSeq and is a predicted model, not a curated record. The transcript is spliced from 3 exons. Bases 1 to 642 code for a protein of 213 amino acids.
AUGCCCGAAACUGUACCUAAACGUUCUGGAGGAUAUAAUACUUACUUGAAGGACUCCCCUUUAACAAAAAUCGGCAUUUUUCAAGCUCAGCUCACUAGUGAAGCUUUCAAAAAAGCUCAAAUCAACGUCUCUCACGUGUAUUGUUGUGGCAAAAACGACAUUAAAAUUAAAGUGGAACCAGGACUUUAUGAAUGGUGGGCGUUUUUUGGCGACAGUUUACCUGAAUCGUUAACGCCAGAAGAACUGACAACCUGCGGUUAUAAUAUCGACUUAGAAUACCAACCUAUUAUAUCUAUAGAUGCAUUAGGUGGUAAAAAGGAAACCCAUGCUGAGUAUUGUUCUAGAAGUUUAGUGGUUAGUACAGAGGCAAUGAAUGCACAUUCGCACGGUAAUGUGUUAUUUGUGGCACAUGGAUGUACUGUAGCAGUGUGUUCGUGGGAGCUAACAGGAAAAAAAACUGAAGUAACACAGGAAACACUAGAUGUUGCAGUGGGAGUUCCUUAUUGCGGUUUUAUAGAAGUUUGUCAGUGUGGUGAUAAGUGGAAGAAAGGGCGACCAUUUCUGCGUCUCAGCCACACAUCUAACGCAGUUUUUGAUUACAGACAUCCAACUCCAAAACCAAAACCGAAAAUGGUGAUGUAG